AUGAUGUUUGGCACUGUCAAUGUGGUGAAUAAUUGCGUCCCACAGAGCUGGGCACACGCCGUGAACUCAUUGGCCGCACUGCAUGCAGCUGCAAGUCUUCUUUCUAGUGGCACAGAGGAAUGCCCAGUGGGCCUUGAGGCGGAUGUGCGUGUGGCGCCGGACGAUGAAAAAAUGGAGCCUUUGCUGCACCAUGACCCAAUUCCCGCGGGGGAGGCGUCUAAAUGCGUUACGCUCGCCGCCUGGUUAGAAGAGCUGGCAAGUAUCGUGCGGCUACGGUCAGGGAGAUUGGGCGUUGUGAAACUGGAUUUCAAAGAUCCCGACGCCGCUGCCAUGGCGCAUCGGUUGUUUGCCCAGUCCUCCACGCUGUAUGGUAAACUGAGCACAAAUUUUUUAUUUUGGUGGAAUGCAGACAUUGUUGCGGCGGGCCAUGAUGACACGGUAAAGAUCUCUAUGAAUCCCCGAUCGUUUAGCGAAUUUUUGGAGACAAAACUUCAUGCAAUGAUCCAUGCGUUUGUGUCUCGUUUGGGCUUUGGACUGUCGUUUGGCUGGAGAUUGCCUGGUUCCUUUAAUUCCUACGCUUUGGAGGAUAUUGUUCGGAUGCGUGAAUUUCUGCAGCGACUCGCAGCGUACAAUGCGGAUGCCGGUGAUGAUGAGGGCGGUGAUAAUAACGGGGUGUGUGGUGGCGUUCCUUCUGGGGACUUGCGCGUGCGCCCGAUGUGUGUGACUUUUGCCCUGCGGUACUCCGCUGUGUUUGAACGUGUCGCCCGUGAGAACCGGGAGGCCCUCUGGCAAUCCUUGGACGAACUUGUCAGUGAGACCCAACGCAUGUUCACCACAGCAGAGCGUGUGCCGUCGUGUUUCCUGUCGUUUUGGCGGGCCAGGGAUGAGCAAAUCACGGAGGAGCAAAUUGGCCUGGCGAAGGCACGAUUUCCGAAAUGCACCGUGGACUUCAACUGA
Trypanosoma cruzi is the source of this 957-nucleotide messenger RNA. RefSeq lists its product as uncharacterized. The record is from RefSeq and is a predicted model, not a curated record. Bases 1 to 957 code for a protein of 318 amino acids. Lineage: Eukaryota; Euglenozoa; Kinetoplastea; Trypanosomatida; Trypanosomatidae. The transcript has a single exon.